AUGGGUCACCAUAUCGCAGCACGAGCUUAUGGUUACGUGGACCCUAAUUUCCCCAGUCCUGGCGGAAAAAAUGAUACCUAUUCGAUCAUCUAUGGCUAUACGCCUUCCAUAGAGGUUGCCGCUUUUGCGGCGACCUGGUUCUUUCUUCAUUUCGUCUGCCACACGGUGCGAACGAUUAGAGUCCGCAGCUGGUGGUGGAUCCCCUUUUCUGUGGGCUUGAUCUUCGAGGUGAUUGGAUACAUCGCGCGAUCGCUCUCGGCGAAGAAGAACCCCUACAAUCUCAUUUACUUCAUCCUCAACUAUUUCUUUAUCGUUGUUGCGCCCGUGUUUCUCGCCGCUGGAAUCUACACGGUUCUGUCGGCUUUGAUACCACGAGUGGGAAGGAAAUACUCAUUGUUGCCCCCGAAGGUCAUCCUGGGUUUCUUCAUCACUUCGGAUGUCAUCUCGACAGUAGUUCAAAUCGCUGGUGCCGUUCUUAUCGGUGUUAAAUCGUCCCGUCGGCAAGAUCCCACGACGGCGAAUAACAUCCUCCUAGGCGGCCUCGCAUACCAAGUCUUCGUGAUGACCGUCUUCGUCAUCCUGGCAGCGAUAUUCCAGCUUCGAGCACGGCGUGCUCUCAAAGAACAGGGACUUGGGAUCUUCUGUCUUGCCUUCUCCGUUUCGACCCUCAUGCUUUAUCUCAGAACCGUUUUCCGUCUUGCUGAAACUGCGCAGGGGUUGAUGGGGGAGCUGCAAUCUAACGAGGUCUAUUUCGCAUGCCUUGAAUUCGCACCUGUUGCGCUGUUGGUUCUUCUCCUGGCUAUCUGGCAUCCUGGCCACUGUGUGGGCGUGGAGCUGCGACAUUCUGAGAAAGCAUAG
Molecule: messenger RNA, 858 nt
Organism: Penicillium paradoxum
Lineage: Eukaryota; Fungi; Ascomycota; Eurotiomycetes; Eurotiales; Aspergillaceae
Product: RTA1 domain-containing protein
Exons: 2
Coding region: 1-858 (285 amino acids)
Cellular component (GO): membrane
Source: RefSeq, a predicted model, not a curated record